AUGUCCACCUCGUGGUUUCAAAAGACAUUCACGCUCCCGGCCAAGUCCCGAGGCUCCUAUCUCAUAACCGACCACGUCGUCUCCUCGCUACCGGAGUUGAAAGAGUACAAAGUCGGGUUGCUGAACCUGUUUGUGCAACAUACUUCAUGCGCACUGUCGUUGAAUGAAAACUGGGAUAGUGAUGUGCGAGAGGAUAUGAGCGAUGCGCUAGAUCGACUCGCGCCGGAAGACAGGAAAGGAAACCUCUACCGACAUUCAGCAGAGGGGUUGGACGAUAUGCCGGCACAUAUCAAAUCAGCGUUGGUAGGAGCAAGUGUCACGAUUCCCAUCACCGAUGGCAAACUGAACACGGGUACCUGGCAAGGGAUCUGGUACCUAGAGUUUCGGGCGUCAAAGCACUCGCGGAAAGUGGUGGCAACCAUACAAGGCGAGAAACGUUAA
Messenger RNA from Exophiala dermatitidis NIH/UT8656, 441 nucleotides. Its product is annotated as RalA-binding protein 1. The transcript is spliced from 2 exons. Lineage: Eukaryota; Fungi; Ascomycota; Eurotiomycetes; Chaetothyriales; Herpotrichiellaceae. The coding region runs from base 1 to 441 and encodes 146 amino acids. The record is from RefSeq and is a predicted model, not a curated record.